UUUCUCUCGAGCCAUUGGACACACGUUCUCGGUAUCUUUGCAGUUCUUCCUGUUAUUGCUGGACAUUGUGCGGUUUAUAAGUUUUCAUUUUCUAGAAAUAGAAUGCGCAAGUGAUAUUCUGAUGCUUGUAGUGCAAAUGGUGUUGCUAUAACGGAAAAUGUUAAUAAUAUUUUUUUUCUCGUCCGUGUGUCAAGUGAGGCUGUGAUAUUAUGCUGCAAAGCUGUUAUUAGGAAAUAAAAAAAAAGGUCUAGUGCGUAAGUGUUCUUAUGGGACCUUGAACAGAACUGAUGCGAAGUAUUUUUGAUCUUAUGAAGUGAAUAAAGUUGUUAUGUCCGGUGAUGAAGGAAAGGUUACCUAAAAUAAUGAAAAUUCUCUUUAUGGUGGUCUUCGUAAUUUUCAUUUAUACAAGUACAAGAGGAGAGACGCCUGUACAAACAAAGUGGAUGAAGAAAUAAACAAAUAGUUCAUCUUGGAGAAGCCUUUUGAUUCAUGUCUAAAUGUGUGUUCUGGAAAGAAAUCCUAAAAGAGAGAAAAGAGAGGAUGGGUAAAAAGAACAAGAUCUCGGUACGCAAGUUAAACAACAGAUGAAAGAAACCCACUUCCAUAGUCAGUGCUUUAUAUCAUAAUCAUCUAUUAGUUCGUAGUUUGCACUGGAAUUUGACCUUCUUUUCUCAUUCUUAUUCGGUAGACUGAACAGUAUGCAACACUACUAUACGUAUCACGGUAUGCAUUUAAAGGAUGCUUGGAAGAUUUUGUUACAUAAAACGACACAUUUCAAAAGCUUCUCAUAGUUGAACAGUAAUUUAUCACCUUCAGCUUUCCCUGCCCUCUCUGCACAACCAUGAACUGUUAAUCGUAAACACUAGAGGCAGUUCAGGUUUGUCUUCUGAACCUCAUGAUGUAGACACCUCUGAUUUUUACAAAGCAAUUUCUCAUAAUGUAUGACGUUAGGAGAACACCAGUUACAUCUUUGUGAGAUACAGGACGUGCUCCAAGUUAAUGUAAGACACCUCGUGUUUGAGAAUAUUCUCCUUAGGCUGCAUUUCUGAACUUAACAUGAUGCCUCAUAGCCCCAUUUCAAGAACGGAUGGGGGCUCAGUGUCUGCCAUAAAACAUUUCAUCUUCGGUGGUGUCUUAGACUCCUCCUGGUAUUCGAACGAAGAAUCUGGGGGUGAGAACAAGAGAGGCAUUAAAAAUCAGGUGUUUCGAAGUCAGGUUCUCCGAUCUCAAGUUCUCAGGCCUCAGGUGUUCAAGUCCCAAAUAAUCAAGAGCAAAAUUAGUAGAUCUCAUAAAUUCGUCCCUGGCGUCAACGAGGACGAUGUUAAUUUCCCUAACAACUUAAGGCAGUCACCUUGUGAUUCAAGCCAAAGUGGUGCCACUGCGAGGUCUCCUGUAACUAAAGUCAUCAACUUUCGAUCGCCAAGUUUCCGAUCUGCAGAGAGUAAACUUAACGUAGAUGGCAAAAAUUCCCCCCAUUAUGGGUCGACGCCUAAUUUAACUCUGUCCUCAGAGGGGAACGAUAAAACUAGCAGUAACAACAUGUUGAUGGGGGCCGUUGGUGGCACUCUUCCACGGAAUUAUCACAGAGAUCAUGGCAGGUGGAUGCAAGAUGCCCCUUGUGACUCUGCCUCUUCUUCCGUUUGUUCUUACGUUCACCCAAAUAGUCUCACUUUAGAUUCAGGGUUUCUGUCAGAUUCCACUUGCCAAGAUUUUGAAAUUUCAGAGACGAAGGCUGACAGUCAGAACAGUCCCUCUCUCUCUCAACAGACGCAAGUUACGUCGGAAAGGGACUCCAGUUCAAGGAUGACUUUACACCAAGAUAACCCUACAUACGGGUGCAUCCCGGAAGCAGCUUCUACUCCCAUAAGCGCUGCUUCUAAACAAAAACCCUGUGCCCCCGAUCCUCCGCCAAAAUCACGCAAAGGUAGCCGUCAGACGAGCAGUGUCACUCUUAAGAUCGAGAACGGCCUCUUCGCAACGGUCAAAGAAACAAAAACGGGACGGGAAGGGCGAGCUCGGGACCGACGACCCCUGGAUCUCAGCACAGCACUUGCCGCCCCACCCCCACCCCCUAGUCUUAUUAUUGUCAAAAAGGAGAGACGGGAGGAUCACAAUCUUGACGAUGACAGUAACGCUGGUGGAUGGAAGACUGCUACUGUCACUAUGAGUGGCACUUUCUUGGCACGAUGUGUCAAGAUCGAGGACUUAAGCAGCAGAGACUCAGAAGAUCUUCGAGUGGAAGGUGGGCGGCAUCCCCCAGAACGGCGUGAAAGUGGGCGUUUCCCUUCAGCUGCUCGACUUCUGCGUUCCCUUGGACGCAAUCGAGAUGAUGAAGGGGGAGGUGCUAGGGCCAGGGACACCUCCGAACCUUCUUUAUCCAGAGGCAAUCCUCAUUACCAUUCGGAAGGCAAAGGCCUCAAGAAGAAGAACAACUGGACGUCAGAGCGCGAGUUGAAUUCUGUCAGUCCCACCCAGAAGGAGAGGAGUCACAGCUUUUGCGAGAAGACCGACGCCAAAAGGAGGUUUUCUUACCAUGAGAAUAAGGUGCUCAGGGAAGAGGCCAAGACCCGGCUGGAUCGCCAAGAGGAAGAAGGUCCUCUGCAAGCAGAUGGGACUCCUUUACCCUCAGAGGCGUCUCCAGUCCAUUCAGCCCUUUCCUCCACUAUAUCCUCCUCUGCCUCUCAGGUGCCGUCUUCGCCCACAACGCCUUGUGUGCCUUCGUCAGCGCAGCCCUUAAGUAACGAGAAAGGCGAAGAGAACAUUUACGAAAACUUGCCCGCUCAUAUGAACACCAGUGACACUGUGACUCUUAGUGCUUGCGACGGACAAAAACAACCGGACUCUGUCGAGCGCCUCCAGAACGAAGUGCAAACGGCGCGACCCCUGGAAAGGGCCGACAAAGAUCGUCGGUCUGUUAGAAAAUUAACGAAAGACUCGGGUUACGAGACUUCGCCAUAUAGUGAGGGUGAUUAUGCGAACAUAGACUUGUAUUCCGACGCGGACGCUCUCCCUGACGGAGAUGGCGACGACGUGACUCUGGCACCCGAGUGUGAGCUGGCACCGCCCUCUCCGCUCUUGGAAAGUGCCACUCAUAUUUCAGGCAGUUCUAGUCCAUCGAUACAGAACACGCCCACUUCUACGCAUCAACACUCUCCGAGCCAAUUAAGUAUUAGUGGAUCUCAAGAGAGACGGAGUUCGUGGCAGUUGCCUGGGAGCGGUAGCAGCAGUAAUAUCGCUGCAGCCGCCGUCAGCCAUCAACCAGAUCUUUGUGCAGCCAGGGGCGUUUCCCCUUCCUGUACCAGUUUGAGUUCUUCAUCGCAGGGGGCUUCGCACGAAGCGCGAUCAGAGGCUAAUAGCAAUACUAGUAACAGUAGAUUCGAGACCAGACUUGAAACCACAAGUAACAACACCAGUACUUUGACGAAGAGGAGUGCAAACACUGCCAACAAGUCUUCAGCCUCUCGACGGUCACCAUUGCCUCGCUAUCCAUCGGCCGAGAGUCUCAGCUCUUUUGCCGAAUCCCUAGUCAGUCCUGGAGGUGCUUCUUCCUCGUCACUUGUCCCUGCCAAGAGCACGCCCUCUCUUCAUCAGAAUGCCUCUGGCCAAGCUCACAACUUCUCCAUCAGACACUCUAGUGUGAACGCUGCUUUGCACGCCUCCAGGUCCACGCCAAACCUUGACGAUGCCGAAGAUGGCAGUAUGGUGACGAAAAAGUCCUCCAUGUACUCCUACCUUCAAGGUACUUCGUCCCCCUCGAGCAAGGGCGGCAUGGGUGGUUCUGGAGUCGUGGGUGGACGAUAUUGGGACGUCACUAUGGGUGCUGAUGAUACUCCUGACAGAGAGGACUAUGCUCACCAUCUUCGCUCCUCUUCCUAUCAGCUGCUACAUUCCCGCCAACUGUCUGCCCUCAGCUCAGGCUCAGCUGGUUCCUACCACAGCAGGCAACAUUCUAACACAUCAAAUUACAGUGAAACAGAUGAUCUUAGUCCUCGUGCAGACCUUUCUUCCAGCCAUAGUCACCAUAGUCAUCACCAUGGUAUAGACAGACCUAGGUUCUUUUCCUAUGAUAAUCUAGGUCCAGAUUCUGGUAGUCAUAAGUACCAUGGCUCUUGGAACAUUUCUGAACCGGAUUUAACAUCAGCUCCCCCUCCAUAUUCUCCUCCUGGACCUAAUUACCAGCAAGCUCCAACACCACCAUCAACAACAGCCUCUACAGUGAGGCAUUCCCCAACCUCUAAUUCCUCGUCUGGCCGCCAUCCAUCCUCUCCUCCCCCUCCCCCAGUUCGUGAUGCCUCUAGUCUAAAAUAUAUCAAGUAUGGACCAGGGCAUGAAAAAUAUCCCUCUUGGCCUGUUCCAGCUGCAUCUGCUAAUCAAGUAAUACAUCCAGGAUCAUCGCAUGAUGCUAAUGUGUCAGGUUUGCCAGAUUCAACUUCUUUAUCUCCAGCACCACAAGGCUCUCACCGUUCAAAAUCAUGGACAGAACAGUCAGAAUACCCGAAGGAAAAAGCUGGUGGCUAUGCUCGUCCAUUCAACAAAAAGCCUUCAAAUCAGGCAUACCAUAGACAACUGAAGACUGUUAUGGAGCGGUCAGAAAAAUUGCCAAAGGAAGUAUUCCAUAGUAACUUGAGAGAAGAGGUGUUUUCAGGUUCUGAUUACUCCUUCAUGGAUGCUUAUUGUAAGUCAAGUAGCUUUUACCCAUCUUAUGAUAGAGAUGGGCGUACUUUAGAUGACAAGGACUACAGGAGCCCUUCGCCACCUGAACGUGACAUAGGAAUGGGUGAGGCUACAUUUGGCCAAGUUACAGCAGCACAACUGGAAGAGCAUAGACGUCGUUAUGAAGACUACAAUUAUGACCUUAUAGGCACAACACCAUUGCUUGACCAAUUGCGCUGUGAUUCCUUAAUUUGGGAGGGUAAUACAGAAAGGGACUCGGUAAGAGGGGAAAGUGAAAGUGUAGCUGAUAGUUCUCGUUAUAGCAAUGGACGUGAAAGUGUCACUACUGUUGUAACAAAUUCUUCAUCUGCAUCCUCUUCAGAGACACUAAAGUGGCAUGGCUCUCUCUCAGAUAUCUCAAUUAUGUCAGGACAUUCUAGAGAUCCUAGAGCUGAUCAUAAUAUUGUGCAUAGUUCGCGUGUGCAGGCACCACAGCGGCACAACAGUGAAUCGGUGCUUUAUUAUGGUGCUGACGGCAGGGGAAAGCCUCCUCAUGGUAGACUUGGUCCUGAAUCCAGAGAUCAUAGGGAUCUUCGUCGAUCCAUUAGAGACACAGAAUCUGGAUAUCCUAGACCUUCAAGAGAAGGGAAGUGGAGUAGAGAAGUUGAGAGAAAUAAUGAGAUGAACAAUUUAAAGAAGUUUCCCUCAUAUUCUUAUACUCAACCACUUUCACAGAUAACGGAAGCCCCUUCAGCGGAGAUGAGGGAAACUCCUAGAUCUCCCACUCGCAGCAUGCAAAGCCCAACAGUGGAUUGUAGCAAACCUCCAUCUGUAGCUGAACGUAUUCAUGAGCUAGAAAGGCAGUCCAGGACCACGGUCUCUGAAAAUUCUACCCGGGGACCCCGUGAUCAGAGUAACUCAAGGGAAAGAGAUAACAGAGAAGUGAGAGAUCGCCGAGACUCGAGGGAAAGGGAACCACAAGAGAUGAGGGAGAGAGACUCAAGAGACUGUAAGGACAGAGGAACAAGGGAAUCUCGGCGGUCCCUAGAUGAAACUUGUUCUCAGGAGGUACAUGAACUUGGUCAGACACCAGAGGUUAGACCUGCUAGAGAACCUAGGGAUCCUAGUGAGACACGAGGUCAUCAGAGAAGAGGAUCUAGGGAUUCUCAGCGAGGAGACAUGAGGCUCGAUUUUUCACGCCUUGAAAAAGAACCACCAUCUUUGACUGGCAGUGAUACCCUUAGAUCUCCAACAACCCCUGGAUCUGCAGGCUCUACUUCUUCCAGAUCGCCUACUUCUAAAGAACAGGACAGUGGUAGGGCUUUUGUUCAUGAGAACUUCCAAAACAUCUUGAAUACAUUUACAGAAGUUGACAGAGGUGACCGCAUGGAUAGACUAAGCAGUAAUGUGUCAUAUUCAUAUUUAGACCCAGAGAAAAGGCGUAAAGUUCCAGAUGCCACCCUGAAGAGUAUACAGAAACAAGCUGUAAUGUCAUUUGUUUAUGAACGUCAUGGUGGUCGAGGUAUGACUGGCCAGUCAGUCAGUGAUCUCAGCUCUGCUAGCAGCCAGUCUAGCUUGAUAUCAUCUCAUUCUGCUCCAGAAACAACUCAAGCCAAGUGGAGCACUGUUCAACAGCAACACCCAUCUAAUCAGAAUAUGAGAACAGAUAAGUCUGGUAAAGCUGGCAAGGGUAUGGCGCGAUUGGGUCGAGUACCAGAAAGUGAGGGUGACGAACAGACUGUGCGUCAUUCAAGACGUCGCUCCAUGAGUGGACGUGAUUCUGGCAGUGAAUGUGGCACUGAAGACCUCUCCCGGGGAGGUUCCCAGCGCUCGUCACUUGCUUCUGAUGCUGCAUCAUCAAGGGGAGAACAGCCCCCAGCUUUUCCACAAAAGCAGGCCCAACAGCAUCCCCAUCCAGAGGUUGUAGCAAGAUCUUCGUCUACGUCGUCUGCUCAUUCGACGUCAGCCAAUGAGGACCCUAAACCCACUGAAGAGGCGGAGCCCUGCAGAGAUGAUGACGGUGCCUCCCGUGCUUCAUCAACCAGAGGUCUGUUGGAAGGCGUUUUGGCCUCGUCAGAUGCCAUCGCCACCCACGACCCUCCCCUUCCCCCCUCGCUUCCCCCGCCCACGCCAGACGAACCACCCCCACGACCCCCUGAACGCCCUCCCAAGAAGCCCAACUUGCGAUCUCUAUUCCAUGGGCAGACCAGCACUGCUUCUGGCCCUCAUCCCAAUGCCCUGUCCCCUCUGGCCACCGCCAAUGGCCUCCUCCCCCACACGGAGAAGACCAGCCCCGACUCGGAAAUGCGGAGGAUAGAGGAAUCGGCCAAUGAAUUACGGAACUUACCUUUGGCCAGACCUUAUAAAUACCGCAAACCUCCAGCUCCCGACCCGCCCAAAUCUCCUGAAGCGACGCCGACAGCGUUGCCGAAAUCGACCACAUCACCCGUAGCAGUUGCCACCGCCGCCGCCGCCGCCGCCGCCGCCGCUCCCACGCCGGCGUCGCUCAGGCAAUCAAGGUCCUCACCAGAUACCCGGUUGCAUGCGCCCUCCUCCCUUCACGCCUCUCACUUGGUGCCACCAACGAGUCCUGUAUCCAGGUCAUCCACACCUGACCUGCCUCCCCCUCCCCCUCCUCCACUCACGGACGGCGAGGUGGUAGUCAACGACGAACCACUGCCACCUCCGCCCUCGGAAGUGGCUGCUCCACCCCCAGAUGUGCCGCCUUUGCCGCCCGACUCCCCGCCUAGGGAGAUGCUGACGGCAACGCCGCCCCCGGUUCCCAGAGAUGCUAACAAGUCCAUGAUGACUCCACAGACCUACCAUAAGGACUCGUACAUGGCCCAUCGGCGAGACUGGAAGACAGGUUUCGAAGGACGUUAUCGGAGGACAAUCUCUCCUUCAGCGGCAAAUCGGAAUCUUCUCUACAACAGAGAUGACAAUACGAAUAACAAUCAGAGCAAUGCUUCGAAUAAUAACAAUAAUAUCAACAACUCUUCCUCGUCAGCCACAUCUACGAGUCCUCUACCGCUGCCACCCCAAGAACAGCAAGAAAGGAGGAAUUCUUCAACGCCACCUGGAGGGGGAACUAUCCUUAGGAAUCACUCCACAUCCAACCUAGUGCAAACCAACAACUCUAAGAAUGCCAAUGACUACGACAGCAGUGUUAAUAAUAACGGUUGGACUUGUCAUGGCCAUACAACCUCAACGACAGUCAACUUCACAGCGGAAGAGCUACGGGCGUUUAAAGCCCGCAGGGCGCACGCUCACAUUCAGGAUGCUGGUGCCCUCCCGUUGGAGAAAGAUGGUGGUGGGCGGCCCCUCCAUACAUCACAGUCUUCACCGGCUUUAUCAUCUGCUUUGCGUUCGGCAGCCAGUGAUGGUUCUACUACGUCUUUAGCAAGUGGUGGUGGUGGUUCGUCGCUUUCCUCUGGUCACAGUGGUUCGGGGUCUCCCACGAAACUUAGUCCAGCUUCUUCGUUGAGGGCAUCAGUCGAUUCCCUUCAUCGACCUUCUUCUUCCACAUCCACCAUCACUUCACAUUCCCCUCGACCCAUCACCAGAGCCACCAGUUUAGUAGAUCCCCUACAUCCUCCAGAUGAUUUGUCUGUGGCGCGGUCAAACAGUAUGUCACAAGAGGCCAUCCAUUUUACCAGCACUGCCAGUAUCAAUGAGUCUCUUUCUCGCAUUUCGGCCAUUAAUGACUCCUUGAGUCGGUCAACCAGUAUGGCAGAAUCACUCUGUCGCUCCACAAGUGUCACAGAGGCACCUUCUGUCGCGCCAGCGGGCCCACAGAUCCACGCCCAUAACGCUAGUGAGACCGCUUCCCCCUCCUCCUCCUCUUCCCCUCCACACCAGUCUAGUCCAUCGUCAGCUCCUGCUGCUGCCUCCACGGUGCCUACUGCGCCUGCUUCACCAACAUCGCCUGUGCCCCACGACGGGCCCAUCACAGCUCAUCCCGCAACAGUCACAGAGGAAGUGUCCCCUGGCCCUCCCCCUCCGCUCACCAUCUCCAAUAAAUCCUUAACGACAAAAUCACCGCCUUCACCCAAAUCUCCCCUCGCCAGCAAGUCCCUCACCCCUGUUUCUCCCCUCUCGCCUAUGUCCCCUUUCUCUUCCAAAUCUCCAGUGUCUUCCACGUCGCCAGUGUUGUCCCCAACUUCCUCCAAAAUGUGUGCAUUCCCUAGUGUAAGUAAUAGUAAUAAUAGUAGUGUUAGUAAUAAUCCGUCAUCGACAACUCUAGCGGUCACGUCGAGCCUAGACACCACCACUACGGCAACCACCACACUUUCUUACCCAAUCACCUCGCCCUCCAUGUCCCCGGCUACUUUACCCGUGGAUCACAGUAUCAUUGUCUUGAGUUAUGGCAGAACGAGAUACCAAGAGGAGAUAGAUUGUGACCUACUCUCUAAGGACUACGGGCCGCAGCUCACCGUCGACUCCAAACUCCUCGCCUUACUGGCGCCUGGCCCAGAAUACAAAACUGCUGCUCAUUAUAUGCAGGGAGUGUUUAGCUUAGAGCUUAGGAAAGAUUUCAUCUCUAGUACCCACGCCCAACACCCUGAUCUCUCCCACAUCCACCAGAACUCUGCCAUGCCUCCCAACACCAGCACGGCAACCAACGGUGUCGCCAAUACAAGCAAUGAAAAGGCACCUUUGCCCUCUGAUUCGGCAUACUUCACUACGUCUGAGAGUAAAGCUAAACUUCUUACCCGAUUGAGGGGCAACGGCAGUAGCCUCCAGGAUGGUGUCCCGACUGUUACCGAUCAGCAGCAACUCCACAAGAAAAAGGAAGAACUUGUGGCAAGUAUUGGUAGGAAAUUAGAAAUUCUGCGUGCAGAACGUGAGGCCAUAAAAGAAGAGAUGCGUUUAAAUCAAGAGUUGGGAAGUGAAGUUACCUCUUUGGUUGAAGAAAGAGCUCGACUAGCAGAGUCAGAGAAAUAUAAACUUCAUGUAGAGGAAAUCGACAAAAUUACUUCCCUUUUGCUUGGCUUAUCGGGAAGAUUAGCUCGGGCAGAAAAUGCUCUUAUGCUCUCAAAGGAAGCAGAUCCUGAGGAACGGCGCAUUUUGGAAGGCAAGAGAGAUAAGUUGAGUGAACAGCUAGAAGAAGCUAAGCGGCUCAAAGAGAAUAUUGAUAGACGAGCUAUACAGGUAUCAAAGGUGCUAAAUCAGUACUUAAAUGAAGACGAGUAUGCUGAUUAUGAUCAUUUUAUCAAGAUGAAGGCCAAACUUAUUAUGGAUGCUAGAGAAAUCGAUGAUAAAAUCAAGCUAGGUGAAGAACAACAACAGGCGCUCAUCGAAACAAUAUGCAAAAAGUAACGAAUUAUGUACUUUUGAUAUGGUGGGAGUUGUUUCAUAGAAAAGAACAUUGCAAAAAUUGUCAUAAACAUUUCAUGAAGCUGCUCAUCAUUGACUCCUAUUAUGUGAUAUGUGUAAAAUUUACCACAAAUAUGCUACAAACUUCUUAUAUAUAUAAAAAAGACAGUUUUAAUACUGCUACAUCGUAAUAUGAUAAUUUUUAAGAAAAUAAUGUGGUGCAUAGUUGAAGAGCAUUAGCACUUCCAACAUUUUGUGGCAUAUAUACUUGAAACCAGCAUUUGACAGUUUGAAUUGUGAAGUGACAUGAGCUUGCUGGUAAUAAUCCUAUAUUGUGAUGUACAUCUCAUUAUUUAUUUAUGUGCGAUAGUUAAGUGAGAAAUGAGUGAAGCACAUAACUGUAUAUUGUAGCCAGAGUUUUAUUUGAGGAUUCACUAUCUUUGCAGCACUCUGGUGUUGCAGGAUCUUAACUUAUAUUAAUAUAUAUAGUGGGCACUUAUAUAAAUUCUGAAAAAAACGGGCAUACAUUCAGUGUAAUUUUAGGUUAUUUAAUGUUUAGUUUUUUUAUUUCAGUGUUUUUGUUAAAUGUUAUGUUUGUUGACAGUGCAAUGAGUACCAUGGCAAUUAUCAGGUUGUCAUGCAUAUCCUUUUGAACAGAAAACAGCUCGCCUUUUAUCGUAAGGAUUUAAGGAAGAGUUUGUUUGAAUGUAUGUUUACCACAUAUACCAUAUUCAUUAAGGUUUAGCUAAUCCAUAAAUAAAUACACCUCGUACCAUUUGGAAGUUUACUACUACAUACUUACUUCAUGAUCUGGCUUAUUUCAAGGGAUGGAACUCAAAACAGUGCUGUUUCAUUUUUUCUUUAAAUUGUUUUUUUUUUCUUUUUUUAUACUUUUAUGUUACAUGAUGCUUGAAUGCUAGGUAUGUUUGGGUCAGUCGUUUUCAUCUUAUAGCCACAGAGUGCUUGUGCCCAUUUUUUGUACACAGCUGUGCUUAUCUUGUCUUGAUACUGUCUGCUGUCUUGUCUAACUCUGCUUCAAUUAUGUAAGAAACCAAAUGGUUUUGAAGGUUGGGCAGCACAACCCCAUUAGUUGAUAUUAUAGUACCCUAAAUUGCCCACAACAGGCAGCUGGACAAAUUUUUUUUUAUUUUGACUAGCAGGCCCACAUUUACAGUGAUGAAGUCUGUGUGUGUACAUGACAGACAUAAAAAUCUGCCAUGUUAAGAAUUAUUAGUGCCACAUUGUACAUAUUAGUUGUUUAAUGGAUGCCAAAAGACCGUCCUGUUCCUUUCUAUCUGUACCUACUAACUUUGCCUACAGAAAAUAUUGGUUUUAUACUCUAAGACUAGUUGCAAAGCAACUGUUUGUUGUACAGUAGCGCUUGUUUAUAAUGUACGCCAAAUUCUAUCUUUCUUCUCUGAAGAAAUAAAAUAUGAAAUUUA
Molecule: messenger RNA, 11411 nt
Organism: Macrobrachium nipponense
Lineage: Eukaryota; Metazoa; Arthropoda; Malacostraca; Decapoda; Palaemonidae
Product: mucin-2-like
Exons: 14
Coding region: 1057-9972 (2971 amino acids)
Biological process (GO): cell morphogenesis; actin filament organization
Cellular component (GO): cortical actin cytoskeleton; adherens junction; apical junction complex
Molecular function (GO): actin filament binding
Source: RefSeq, a predicted model, not a curated record